Messenger RNA from Amoebophrya sp. A25, 395 nucleotides. NCBI's taxonomy places the organism in Eukaryota, Dinophyceae, Syndiniales, Amoebophryaceae. The record is from the annotation of a GenBank genome assembly.
AGCGUUAAUGGGGUAAUUUUUUAUGCAACAAUAAGAGAUAAUGGAGAAGAUAAUAGCAGUAGUUGUUUCUGAUCUAGAUACCAGUGUCGCUAGGCUCUUCAGUAGCCGUGGAAGUCUGCCACAUCGGAUGGUGGACCCCAACCUAACCUAACCAUAGCAGAGAAGAAUGCUCUCAGUUCCAACUCCAUCCCCAUGUUGUUCGGCAUCUAUACUAUAAGGAACUAUAAGCUUUAUUAACCACCUUAAUAUUUUUUACCUCUUUAUUUACUUUUUCAUCACAUUCACAUACUUCUACCUAGAAUUCUUGUUCACAAGAAAUAAUGGUCGCCUUCACAGCGAACGAUAAGAUCUCAGACGUCCUUCUCCUUGGAGAGGAGGACUUUCCGUUCACGGAG